AUGUCGGCGUUUGUAGAUAUCUUGGGUUUCAAUCCUGUGAAUCCAGGCCUCUCCAAGCCGGUUCACCAGACUUGUCCCUACGCUGCCUCGCUCGCCGCUUCCGCUCCCCCUUCCGCCUCAUCAAUUUUUUCGCUUGAUGCUGUCUCCUCCCAACCUUCCAUCGUCUCUUCUUCGACUACCGCAGAUGUUACCUGGAAAAAUGAGGGGAACGCUGAUGCGCAGCACAAGAAGGCGGCUAUAAAGUCUUGCUUUGGAAAGGGUGCUGAGACGAGACACCACCCGAGACGGACUCUUGCUACCCGUCCUCCUCCUACCUUGAUUCGCCAGUGUGAGAGGAAAACCAACUUCGUCGAUAGCCUUGUCGACUCUGCAUCGCAGAUAGUUGAGAUUAUAUGGCCUCUAUCUGUGGCUGCGGCGCCGAGAAGCGUCGAGUCGACUCUCGGGUGCAAGGGCGUCCUGCCGCUAAGGACGUUCAUCCAGGAAACUCUCCGCAGGUCCCGAACCAGCUACUCGACUCUGCAGGUUGCCCUAUACUAUCUGAUCCUCAUCAAGCCGCAUGUGCCCUCCAUCGACUUCACCAUGGAACAGCCAAAACUGCAGCAGUCUCAGUCCCGCGCCAUGCAAUGUGGCCGGCGCAUGUUCCUGUCUGCUCUCAUCCUUGCUUCAAAGUACUUGCAAGACAGAAACUACUCCGCCCGUGCCUGGAGCAAGAUCUCCGGCCUUAACACCGCCGAGAUCAACCAAAACGAACUCAUGUUUCUCCAGGCUGUUGACUGGCGUCUGCACAUAUCGGAUGCCGUCUUCCAGCGCUGGAAUGAUAUCGUUCUAAAGUACACACCAAACGCCAGCGGCCUCCCCAGUGCUGAUGGGAUGUGCUGGCGAACGGUCAUCCCUAUUCUCACACCGGAACUCGACACACUCGACUCUCGAGCAGAGGGCCCGUGGUCAUUGUCGACCGUCGGUUCCCCUGCCGAUUCUUCCUCCGCUUCUUCUGCUUCCUCUUCAUCCUCUUCACCUUCAUCUACGUCCACCGCUCCGAGCAGUCCCACUAGCUGCGACAGCCCUUCGUCGGGACUUCCAUUUGCUGAGAUGCCCCGAAGACCGUCGGCAGCCGACUUGUCGGGUGUUACUCUUCCACCACUUCCAAGGCUGGGACUUCUUCCUACUCCGCAACUCACUCCGCAAGUCGGUAUGACCGCACCUGCUCCUGCUGCGAGCAUCAGUGCGUGUCGUCCGUCCAUCUGCUCUGCUCUCUCGCAGGCGCAGACGGCCUUUGUACAACGGACCACCUUGGACCAACGUCCCACGCAACCCUUGUAUAUUAGCAAAAAAACUUCCUUUGACUGUUCAUCAUCAGGAUCGUUCCAGGGACGCCGCUCGUCUCUGGCUCGUUCCUCGUCAUUCACUUCGUCGCCCGAGUCCAUGGCCUCCGACGCACCAUCCUUAUCGUUUUCUUCUCAGUCUUCGCGCUCUUCUCGAUCUUCGUCAAUUUCUUCUGUCACUUCCAUGAACUGCGCAACCAGACCAACCCGACGUAACACCCCCACAUCACAACCAACCAACUGUUUGAAAGAAAACAGAAAGCCCCUCGCUAUUGCAACUCCGAUCGACGAGCAUGAGCCAAGCUAUAUCAGCAACUACCCUUCCCCACCUCUCCGCACUAGCAGCGCCUUCAGCACUGCUUCUAGCACUGUUCCAGACCUCUCAAAUUUCUCCAUCAAUACUCCAUCUGAUCCCGACACCGCUGCCAUCCAGGGCCUGUACGAAUUAGCAACCGGCCUUGCCCUGCCGAUGGACUCCUCUCUAAGCAAGGCAAGCCGACACUGUCGAAAACGCACUCGCGCCCCAUCCACCUCCGAAGGGACCAACCUGCAGCAGAAAGUGCGCCAUCUCAUGGCCCUUGAUGCGCGGGACCUCGAGGAUGAAGGCACUUCUCUGACUGUUUUGAGCGACAGUCAGGUUGCCGACUCGUUCUUGGUCAACAAGGUUGCUGGUAUGGGUGACAGCAGGGCGAGUUCGAAGCGGACUUGUUCUGGCAAGGAGAACGUUAGGACUUUAUGGGGUAUUUAA
Messenger RNA from Trichophyton rubrum CBS 118892, 2070 nucleotides. RefSeq lists its product as uncharacterized. NCBI's taxonomy places the organism in Eukaryota, Fungi, Ascomycota, Eurotiomycetes, Onygenales, Arthrodermataceae. The coding region runs from base 1 to 2070 and encodes 689 amino acids. The transcript has 2 exons. Gene Ontology annotation, molecular function: cyclin-dependent protein serine/threonine kinase regulator activity; protein kinase binding. Gene Ontology annotation, cellular component: nucleus; cyclin-dependent protein kinase holoenzyme complex. The record is from RefSeq and is a predicted model, not a curated record. Gene Ontology annotation, biological process: regulation of cyclin-dependent protein serine/threonine kinase activity.